UAUGGUGCUACAUUCCAACAAUAGAAUACACUUUAUCCCAUAACAAUAGCAUUUUUUAAGUUGGUGAUCUUCAAAAACAUGCCAUAUCAUGGCUCCUUAACAGAACAUACCUCGUGAUCUCUAGAGGUGAUCACGUCGCUAAACUGAAUAUACGUGUUUUGUCAACUCGUAUACGCAACAACGAAAUAUUGCACUCAAUUUUCUCAAAACUAUGAGGUAUAUGAUCAUUAACUCCAAUAUGGACGAUAAUCGUGAUUACCCAUUAACCAAACGUCGUAGUAAAUUGCGCGAGCAAUUUCAGGCAAUUCCCCAGGUCGAGGUCGAAUCGGCAACAUCAAGCGAUUACAUAUAUCCAAAGAUCGCUAAAAGAGAAACAAGCGCAAGGCGCUCAUUGGCGCGAGAAAAUAAUAAACGAAACCAAAUUUCUCGAUACAGUCGAUUCGAUACUGAAGAUUCUUAUGCGAAGCAAUAUGACUCUACGUAUCUCUAUUCAAGAAGAGAAUUAUAUAAUCAUGAGUAUGGUGUCUAUAAUAUGCGUCCCAAACCGCCACUGUCGCGCAGAGUUCAAGACGCAUCAUUUGUGGGCAACAGAGUGUAUAAUGCUUCGCCAAAGAAAAGUGCCACUGGUGCUAGCUCUACCCGCCGAGGGGACAUUAGUUUAAACAAUACUAAGGAAAGCGUUCGAAAUAUUUCUUUCCCGCAAGAGAACACCGCCUUGUCAAGGGACAGAACGGGCAAAAUGCAGUUGAAGUCUAAUAUCCAACAGCACCAAGAUACAUUUAGAUCGACAGUUGUGGAUUCAUUCAUGGUUAACGGAGAUUUAGUGUCGAACAAUCAUCUGGACCAACCAACGCGUACCAGAACCACUUCACAAAGGCGUCCGUCCAUCGUGAGGUAUGAAUUAGGAACAGAAGAACUUCAGUCAGUAGAACAGCCCGCCAUCAGUAAUGAUACCGAUACUCAAAAUACUGAUGUGCAUACAACGCAAAUAAAGGAUGUGCCAAUGAAGGACGCAGAGGCCGACACUAUACCUGUCUAUCAGAUGGAUGUUGAUGCAGCGACUCCUGCUGAACCCCCUGUAAAAAUAGAGAGUUCACCCAAAAGAAAAAGGGGGAGGCCCAAAGGUUCUAAAAGUGCAGCCCCAAGUAAACGUGGACCUGCUACUAAAAAAGUAAAAGUUGAACGGGUAGUGGUAGAAAAGAUUGACCUUGCACCUGCAAUAAAGAGGAUCGGUGCUAGAACACGCUCAAACAAUAAUCUAAAUUUGAAUAUUGUAAACACACGUCAUAUGGCUGAUGAACGUGAAGCACUGAAAACAGAUGAAUCGGAUAGUGUAACUGUGGAAAAGGUAGAUAACGAUGCAAACACGGAGGCUGAGACUACUUCUGCUGCUGAUCGUGUAGCGUUAACAUCGAGAAGCAAAAGGAAAGAUAUUAACAUUGUGGUAGUGGACGAUGAUACAAAGGACUCUGAUUAUGGUGUCACACCUAAGCGAGUACCUAAAGUUACAAAUCGUAAAGAUAAACAAAAAGUGGUCGUCAAGAAAACUACAGGUGGACAUGCCGAUGUGCCUAUUACUAAGACUCGUGGAUCAAAAAGAGGAAAAGAAAACAAAGGGUCAGCUUCUUCAAUGCGUAUAGAGGAAGGAACGCAAACAGAAGAUGGUGAACCGGUACUAGAGGAAAAUACUCCUGUAUAUGAUAGUGUAGAAAGCGAAAGAUUACUAAUGUUUGAGCAGUAUUUAGAUAUGAGUGAAAGGAUGUACUGCGGACGCCCUUUUUGUAUCAGAAAAAAAUCGGAUUCAGAGGACCCGGCUGAAAACAAUGUUGAUGAAGCUGUAAGUGAUGAUGAAUCGUUUAUAAAUAAACUUCUGGAAGAAGUUGAGCAUCCUUUAUCAGGAGAAAGGCGUGCGAGCGUGAAUAAGACAAAUAAUGGCGCGAAAACUGGCGCCAAGAAUUCCUUUGAACAUACUGAUGAUAGCAUGAGUGUUGAUGAUCCAUUGGAAUUUUACUGUUCCAAGAUUGAUUUCAGAUUUAAAGUGUCAUUUGCCAUGCUUACGUCUAACAUCAGACAGUCCCAAGUAUUGGAUCUUUGGGGACCAAAGGAAAUUGUUUUGUUUGAAUUGGGUAUUUUUAAAUAUGGUAAGGAAUUUUUUGAAAUACAACGUAAGAUUCCUACCAAGUCUGUUAAGGAGAUUGUAGAUAUGUAUUAUUUCUGGAAGAAGACAAACAGGUAUAGGAUGUGGAAAGCAAACAGACUAUACUGAUGUCGCCCAGACAGUGUAAAUGUUGCACUUAUGUGUUGUCAAAUACCCAAUCAAUGUUGUUUAAAUCUCCACACAUUAAACAAGUAUAAUUUUUGCUUUU
Babesia bovis T2Bo is the source of this 2366-nucleotide messenger RNA. RefSeq lists its product as uncharacterized. Lineage: Eukaryota; Apicomplexa; Aconoidasida; Piroplasmida; Babesiidae. Gene Ontology annotation, biological process: regulation of transcription by RNA polymerase II; negative regulation of DNA-templated transcription. The transcript has a single exon. Gene Ontology annotation, cellular component: histone deacetylase complex; transcription regulator complex. Gene Ontology annotation, molecular function: transcription corepressor activity. The record is from RefSeq and is a predicted model, not a curated record. Bases 212 to 2266 code for a protein of 684 amino acids.